AUGUUUGACGUCUUCGCCCACCUAUUAUCCUCCAUCGCAUCUUUUCUCUUUCCCCUCUUCGCCUCUUACAAGGCUCUCAAGACCUCCGACCCGGCCCAACUGACACCAUGGCUCAUGUACUGGGUCGUGCUCGCAUGCGCCCUUCUCGUCGAGUCUUGGACUGAAUGGAUUCUGGUUUGGAUCCCUUUCUACGCCUACAUCCGACUCCUCUUCCUGCUCUACCUCGUCCUACCCCAGACCCAGGGCGCCCGCAUCAUCUACCAAACCCACGUCCACCCCUUCCUCCAAGACAACGAAGCCCAAAUCGAAGAGUUCAUCUCCGAGGCCCACGACCGCCUCAAGGCCGCCGGCAUCGCCUACCUCAAGCGCGCCAUCGAGCUGAUCAAGACGAACGUCCUCGGCCUGCCCCCAGGCGAACCCGAGCCCGCCCCCGCCCCCGCCGCGGCCUCGCAAUCCUACACCCAGUCGCUCCUCGCCCGGUUUAGCGUCCCCGCCGCGCGCUGGGCACCUCACGGCAACACGGGCGCCGACUUCUACAACCUCCUCGCCGGCGCCGUCUCCGCGGCUACCGGCGGCGGUGUCGGCGGCGGACACCCCCACCACCAAGACCUAUCCAAGUCCGGCAACCUUAUCCCACCAGAGCUGCAGGGCGGCGAGCGCACCAGUUUCAUCGCCGCCCAGCGCGAGCGCCUCGCUUUCCUCCUCAAGGCUCUCGAGCGCGAGGCCGCCGCCGCGGAGGCACAGGCGCCCGAGACGUACGCGAGGGCGGGGAGCAUGCAGCUGGAUGGUAGCAUAGAAGAGCUCACCCAACGGCCAUUGAGCGCGCACAGCGGACUCAGCAAGUCGCGCAGCGAGACGGACUUUGAGAAGAUCGACGCGGAGAGCGGGGCCGAAGACCAGGACGGCGAGGGAACCAUCAGGCGGAGACAGGCGGGUGGAUCGUCGUGGAUGCCGUGGGGAUGGGGCUCGACGCCAACGGCCGAGAACCCGGACGGUGGGGCUAGCUCUGGCGUGCAGAAGUAG
Messenger RNA from Colletotrichum karsti, 1023 nucleotides. RefSeq names its product HVA22 family TB2/DP1 protein. The record is from RefSeq and is a predicted model, not a curated record. Bases 1 to 1023 code for a protein of 340 amino acids. The transcript has 3 exons. Lineage: Eukaryota; Fungi; Ascomycota; Sordariomycetes; Glomerellales; Glomerellaceae.